UUGGAGUAGGGGGUGGGCAAGCAAGAGGCAGUUUUGGGCGGGUGCUGGUGCUUGUAGCAAUUGUGUAGAGGGCUGAGGUGGAGAAGCAAGUGUUUGGGAGAAUAAGGGCAGCUGGUUCUAGCAAAGCAAGGAAGAAAGGAAGAAAAGAAAGACAAGGGGGCUUUCUCCACUGGGAUGAGAGGAGUCCUUCCACUAGGCUGUCCUCAAGCUGCUUGUGCAGCAGAUGUGCCUGAGGAAUGGUCAUUGCUUGCAGUCUCCUGUGCUGUGUGUUAGUGCAGCUGAAAAUACUGAAGGCGGGCGCAGCUCUGCUGGGAGCAGAGUGGCCUUUUUCUUGUUGGCUUUUGUUGUUGGGUUCUUUUGGUUCUGUUUUUUCUUUUCUGCACUUUGCCUGUGGGCUCUGGGCAGAGCUCUGUAAGUCUAUGUGCCACUUGCCUGUGGCACUGUGGAGGUGGGCCAGAGGAGCUUCCUGGAGCUGUGUGCAGAGGUUUGCACAUCAGCCCAGGCCGGGGUGCUCAGUGGCGGGUCAGUUUGAUGACUGGGUGUGGCUCUGGACGCUUCCCUUGGAGCGUCUCCAAGGCAUGGAACGUUGGAGCUGCCAGCAGGGUGAUGUCCCAGAGAGGGGAAGGUUGGGGCUGUGCCACUCCUUGCCCAGCCCCAAGAGCUCUGGCAGCACCUGGAGGAGACACCAAGGCCGAGCUGGGAGGGAGGCAGCAGGAUGAUGGAGUGCAGGCCCCUGCCCUGCAGAGACAGGCCAGGAGUGGCAGGCUGGGCAUCCUCGGGAGCGGUGUGCAAAGGCUCCUGCAGCUUCAGCCGCCUCGGAGCUGCGAGCAUUGCAGCGACGGCCGAGGUGUCGGGCAAGGGCCCGGCCCUGGCUUGGGGCUGGGCUGGUGGCCCAGGGAGCAAAUGAACUUGCAGCUUGUGGGCCAGAGGCUGGAAGAGCAGGGGCAGUGGUGGCUGGGAGAGCCUGUUGGCAUGGGCCUGCAGCAGCAGGACACAGGCAAUGUCUUGAUGGUGCUUGGAGGCCAAGUGAGUUGGGAUGUGGGGAUGGACUUGUUCCCUGGGAGGGUGGUGGGGCCGUGGGCCAGAGUGGGCGGAAAAGCUGCGGCUGGCCUGGAAUGGCUGGAAGUGUGCACGGGCUGGUUGCAGGGGCCUUGGUGGCCUGAAGAGGUGGCGUGGUGUGGCCUGGUGUGGUGUGGCAUGGCAUGGAGCAGUGUGGUGUGGGGAUUGCAGUGUGAUUGGGUUUGUGAAAGUUGGGAGGGAUAGGGAUUAAAAGGGGGGAUGGGGCAUUGGAGUAGGGGGUGGGCAAGCAAGAGGCAGUUUUGGGCGGGUGCUGGUGCUUGUAGCAAUUGUGUAGAGGGCUGAGGUGGAGAAGCAAGUGUUUGGGAGAAUAAGGGCAGCUGGUUCUAGCAAAGCAAGGAAGAAAGGAAGAAAAGAAAGACAAGGGGGCUUUCUCCACUGGGAUGAGAGGAGUCCUUCCACUAGGCUGUCCUCAAGCUGCUUGUGCAGCAGAUGUGCCUGAGGAAUGGUCAUUGCUUGCAGUCUCCUGUGCUGUGUGUUAGUGCAGCUGAAAAUACUGAAGGCGGGUAGCAGCUCUGCUGGGAGCAGAGUGGCCUUUUUCUUGGUGGCUUUUGUUGUUGGGUUCUUUUGGUUCUGUUUUUUCUUUUCUGCACUUUGCCUGUGGGCUCUGGGCAGAGCUCUGUAAGUCUAUGUGCCACUUGGCUGUGGCACUGUGGAGGUGGGCCAGAGGAGCUUCCUGGAGCUGUGUGCAGAGGUUUGCACAUCAGCCCAGGCCGGGGUGCUCAGUGGCGGGUCAGUUUGAUGACUGGGUGUGGCUCUGGACGCUUCCCUUGGAGCGUCUCCAAGGCAUGGAACGUUGGAGCUGCCAGCACAGUGAUGUCACAGAGGGGAACCUUGGAGCUGCCAGCAGGGUGAUGUCCCAGAGAGGGGAAGGUUGGGGCUGUGCCACUCCUUGCCCAGCCCCAAGAGCUCUGGCAGCACCUGGAGGAGACACCAAGGCCGAGCUGGGAGGGAGGCAGCAGGAUGAUGGAGUGCAGGCCCCUGCCCUGCACAGACAGGCCAGGAGUGGCAGGCUGGGCAUCCUCGGGAGCGGUGUGCAAAGGCUCCUGCAGCUGCAGCCGCCUCGGAGCUGCGAGCAUUGCAGCGACGGCCGAGGUGUCGGGCAAGGGCCCGGCCCUGGCUUGGGGCUGGGCUGGUGGCCCAGGGAGCAAAUGAACUUGCAGCUUGUGGGCCAGAGGCUGGAAGAGCAGGGGCAGUGGUGGCUGGGAGAGCCUGUUGGCAUGGGCCUGCAGCAGCAGGACACAGGCAAUGUCUUGAUGGUGCUUGGAGGCCAAGUGAGUUGGGAUGUGGGGAUGGACUUGUUCCCUGGGAGGGUGGUGGGGCCGUGGGCCAGAGUGGGCGGAAAAGCUGCGGCUGGCCUGGAAUGGCUGGAAGUGUGCACGGGCUGGUUGCAGGGGCCUUGGUGGCCUGAAGAGGUGGCGUGGUGUGGCCUGGUGUGGUGUGGCAUGGCAUGGAGCAGUGUGGUGUGGGGAUUGCAGUGUGAUUGGGUUUGUGAAAGUUGGGAGGGAUAGGGAUUAAAAGGGGGGAUGGGGCAUUGGAGUAGGGGGUGGGCAAGCAAGAGGCAGUUUUGGGCGGGUGCUGGUGCUUGUAGCAAUUGUGUAGAGGGCUGAGGUGGAGAAGCAAGUGUUUGGGAGAAUAAGGGCAGCUGGUUCUAGCAAAGCAAGGAAGAAAGGAAGAAAAGAAAGACAAGGGGGCUUUCUCCACUGGGAUGAGAGGAGUCCUUCCACUAGGCUGUCCUCAAGCUGCUUGUGCAGCAGAUGUGCCUGAGGAAUGGUCAUUGCUUGCAGUCUCCUGUGCUGUGUGUUAGUGCAGCUGAAAAUACUGAAGGCGGGCGCAGCUCUGCUGGGAGCAGAGUGGCCUUUUUCUUGUUGGCUUUUGUUGUUGGGUUCUUUUGGUUCUGUUUUUUCUUUUCUGCACUUUGCCUGUGGGCUCUGGGCAGAGCUCUGUAAGUCUAUGUGCCACUUGCCUGUGGCACUGUGGAGGUGGGCCAGAGGAGCUUCCUGGAGCUGUGUGCAGAGGUUUGCACAUCAGCCCAGGCCGGGGUGCUCAGUGGCGGGUCAGUUUGAUGACUGGGUGUGGCUCUGGACGCUUCCCUUGGAGCGUCUCCAAGGCAUGGAACGUUGGAGCUGCCAGCACAGUGAUGUCCCAGAGGGGAACCUUGGAGCUGCCAGCAGGGUGAUGUCCCAGAGAGGGGAAGGUUGGGGCUGUGCCACUCCUUGCCCAGCCCCAAGAGCUCUGGCAGCACCUGGAGGAGACACCAAGGCCGAGCUGGGAGGGAGGCAGCAGGAUGAUGGAGUGCAGGCCCCUGCCCUGCACAGACAGGCCAGGAGUGGCAGGCUGGGCAUCCUCGGGAGCGGUGUGCAAAGGCUCCUGCAGCUUCAGCCGCCUCGGAGCUGCGAGCAUUGCAGCGACGGCCGAGGUGUCGGGCAAGGGCCCGGCCCUGGCUUGGGGCUGGGCUGGUGGCCCAGGGAGCAAAUGAACUUGCAGCUUGUGGGCCAGAGGCUGGAAGAGCAGGGGCAGUGGUGGCUGGGAGAGCCUGUUGGCAUGGGCCUGCAGCAGCAGGACACAGGCAAUGUCUUGAUGGUGCUUGGAGGCCAAGUGAGUUGGGAUGUGGGGAUGGACUUGUUCCCUGGGAGGGUGGUGGGGCCGUGGGCCAGAGUGGGCGGAAAAGCUGCGGCUGGCCUGGAAUGGCUGGAAGUGUGCACGGGCUGGUUGCAGGGGCCUUGGUGGCCUGAAGAGGUGGCGUGGUGUGGCCUGGUGUGGUGUGGCAUGGCAUGGAGCAGUGUGGUGUGGGGAUUGCAGUGUGAUUGGGUUUGUGAAAGUUGGGAGGGAUAGGGAUUAAAAGGGGGGAUGGGGCAUUGGAGUAGGGGGUGGGCAAGCAAGAGGCAGUUUUGGGCGGGUGCUGGUGCUUGUAGCAAUUGUGUAGAGGGCUGAGGUGGAGAAGCAAGUGUUUGGGAGAAUAAGGGCAGCUGGUUCUAGCAAAGCAAGGAAGAAAGGAAGAAAAGAAAGACAAGGGGGCUUUCUCCACUGGGAUGAGAGGAGUCCUUCCACUAGGCUGUCCUCAAGCUGCUUGUGCAGCAGAUGUGCCUGAGGAAUGGUCAUUGCUUGCAGUCUCCUGUGCUGUGUGUUAGUGCAGCUGAAAAUACUGAAGGCGGGCGCAGCUCUGCUGGGAGCAGAGUGGCCUUUUUCUUGGUGGCUUUUGUUGUUGGGUUCUUUUGGUUCUGUUUUUUCUUUUCUGCACUUUGCCUGUGGGCUCUGGGCAGAGCUCUGUAAGUCUAUGUGCCACUUGCCUGUGGCACUGUGGAGGUGGGCCAGAGGAGCUUCCUGGAGCUGUGUGCAGAGGUUUGCACAUCAGCCCAGGCCGGGGUGCUCAGUGGCGGGUCAGUUUGAUGACUGGGUGUGGCUCUGGACGCUUCCCUUGGAGCGUCUCCAAGGCAUGGAACGUUGGAGCUGCCAGCAGGGUGAUGUCCCAGAGAGGGGAAGGUUGGGGCUGUGCCACUCCUUGCCCAGCCCCAAGAGCUCUGGCAGCACCUGGAGGAGACACCAAGGCCGAGCUGGGAGGGAGGCAGCAGGAUGAUGGAGUGCAGGCCCCUGCCCUGCACAGACAGGCCAGGAGUGGCAGGCUGGGCAUCCUCGGGAGCGGUGUGCAAAGGCUCCUGCAGCUUCAGCCGCCUCGGAGCUGCGAGCAUUGCAGCGACGGCCGAGGUGUCGGGCAAGGGCCCGGCCCUGGCUUGGGGCUGGGCUGGUGGCCCAGGGAGCAAAUGAACUUGCAGCUUGUGGGCCAGAGGCUGGAAGAGCAGGGGCAGUGGUGGCUGGGAGAGCCUGUUGGCAUGGGCCUGCAGCAGCAGGACACAGGCAAUGUCUUGAUGGUGCUUGGAGGCCAAGUGAGUUGGGAUGUGGGGGAUGGACUUGUUCCCUGGGAGGGUGGUGGGGCCCGUGGGCCAGAGUGGGCGGAAAAGCUGCGGCUGGCCUGGAAUGGCUGGAAGUGUGCACGGGCUGGUUGCAGGGGCCUUGGUGGCCUGAAGAGGUGGCGUGGUGUGGCCUGGUGUGGUGUGGCAUGGCAUGGAGCAGUGUGGUGUGGGGAUUGCAGUGUGAUUGGGUUUGUGAAAGUUGGGAGGGAUAGGGAUUAAAAGGGGGGAUGGGGCAUUGGAGUAGGGGGUGGGCAAGCAAGAGGCAGUUUUGGGCGGGUGCUGGUGCUUGUAGCAAUUGUGUAGAGGGCUGAGGUGGAGAAGCAAGUGUUUGGGAGAAUAAGGGCAGCUGGUUCUAGCAAAGCAAGGAAGAAAAGAAA
Molecule: messenger RNA, 5365 nt
Organism: Hirundo rustica (Barn swallow)
Lineage: Eukaryota; Metazoa; Chordata; Aves; Passeriformes; Hirundinidae
Exons: 3
Coding region: 2848-3912 (354 amino acids)
Source: RefSeq, a predicted model, not a curated record